AUGGCCGCAGAAAACAAAUCUAAGUCGAACAACGGCUCCAAGAACAACAACAAGAGGAGGAAUCGCUACCUCCCCCACAACAAACCUGUGAAGAAGGGUUCGUACCCAUUGCACCCAGGAGUGCAAGGGUUCUUUAUCACUUGCGAUGGUGGAAGAGAACUCCAAGCUUCUCGUGAAGCCAUUAACGUUAUUGAGGAUUUUUAUGAAGAGUUAGUCCAUGGGCGGGGUUCAGACUUGAAACAUUCAGAGAUAUCAAAUAUUCCCUUGAAUAAAAAAACUAAAUUCAUGUAUUCUGAUUCUUCUAGUAGUGAUGAUAAUGAUGAAGAAGAUGAUAAUCAGAACGAUGAAAAGGACAUCCAAAAGAAGGACAAGGAGGAUAUCAAUCAUGUAAGUUUAACAAAUGAUAAUCAGAGGGAUGAUAGGGGCCAUGACGCCAAUAAUGUAAGUUCAACCAACGAAAAGUCAGAUCCUUGUGAAAAGGAUGAUGAGUGCUGUGAGAAUGAAAUAAAAGAAAAUACGUACUGUAAUAAGGAGGAAGCCCAGUAUCAUGAAAAACAAGAAGCUGAAGCUGAGGAGCCGCCAGCAAAGAAAGCUGAAGCCGAGGAGCCACCAGCAAAGAAACAAUGCCUAGAAACAGAUGCAUCAAAAUGUGGAAAAGUCGUCGGUCAAAAAAUAGAGGAGAAGUCUGUUGAUAAGUUAAUUGAAGCCGAACUCGCUGAGUUGGGAGACAGGAGCAAGAGGCGUUUUAGCAACCUUGAUUCUGGUUGCAAUGGUGUUGUCUUUAUCCAAAUGCGUAAGGGAGAUGAAUACCCCGGCCCCAACAAUAUCGUUCAACACAUGAUGACUUCUGUUGCCGCGACAAAGAAACACAUGUCAAGGUUUAUGUUAAGAGUGCUACCUAUUGAAGUGACUUGCUAUGCAUCAGGGGAUGAAAUUGCAACGGCCAUUAAACCUCUCAUUGCACGAUACUUUCCUGUAGAGACUGAGACACCACUUAAGUUUGCAGUUCUGUAUGAUGCCCGCGCAAAUACUGGUAUUGAUAGAAUGAAAAUCAUUGACACCGUUGCAAAAUCUGUUACUGGACCCCACAAAGUCGAUCUCAACAACCCAGAUAUUCACAUAGUGGUUCAAAUUUGCAAGAUCCAUAAAACAUGUAAUUUGAAAGAACUUGACAAUUGGGAAACAGCUACAGCAAGUCAAUAUGCAUAG
This is a messenger RNA of Ilex paraguariensis (yerba mate), 1209 nucleotides long. The record is from the annotation of a GenBank genome assembly. Lineage: Eukaryota; Viridiplantae; Streptophyta; Magnoliopsida; Aquifoliales; Aquifoliaceae.